This is a messenger RNA of Cladocopium goreaui, 1724 nucleotides long. NCBI's taxonomy places the organism in Eukaryota, Dinophyceae, Suessiales, Symbiodiniaceae. The record is from the annotation of a GenBank genome assembly.
UGCACGGCAUGCAGCUGCGGCGGCUGCGGCGGAACGUCUUCGGGGACAGCGCCGCAGUCAGUGCCUGUGAAAAGGGGAAGCAGUGGAAGGUGGCGCUUGGCAUCUUGGAUGGAAUGCCGCAGGCACAAGUGCAGCAAAACGUCUAUUCCUUCAGUUCACUUCUCAGCGCCUCCGAGAAGGGGCAUCAGUGGCUGCUGGCGCUGAUUUGUCUAGCGGCAAUGCCAACAAAAGCGGUGCGUCCGAAUGUGAUUAGCGUGAGUGCCGCCAUCAGUGCCUCUGAAAAGGGAGGUCAAUGGCAAUGCGCUCUAAGCCUGUUUGGGGGACUGUUUGAGUCGAAAGUGCAAAUAAAUGUUAUUUGUUUGAAUGCUGCAAUCAGUGCUUGCGAGAAGGGAGGUCAAUGGGAGCACGCGUUGAACCUUUUCGAGGCGGCAUUGGAUGCAACAGUGCAGCCAAACGUCAUUAGCUUUAGCGCAGCCAUCAGUGCUUGCGAAAAGGCAAGUCGAUGGGAGCAGGCAAUGGCUGCUUUCCGGGCUAUAGCAGAAUUGAGCCUUCAACCUACGCUUAUCAGCUACAAUGCAGCAAUCAGUGCCUGCGAGAAGGGAGGUCAAUGGCAGCAAGCACUGAGUGUUUUUGGUGAAAUGCUUCGAGAAAAGGUGCAGCCUGACACUAUCAGCUACAAUGCAUCUAUCAGUGCCUCUGAAAAGGGAGGUCAAUGGCAAUGCGCUCUAAGCCUGUUUGGGGGACUGUUUGAGUCGAAAGUGCAAAUCAAUGUCAUCAGUUUGAAUGCUGCAAUCAGUGCUUGCGAGAAGGGAGGUCAAUGGGAGCACGCGUUGAACCUUUUCGAGGCGGCAUUGGAUGCAACAGUGCAGCCAAACGUCAUUAGCUUUAGCGCAGCCAUCAGUGCUUGCGAAAAGGCAAGUCGAUGGGAGCAGGCAAUGGCUGCUUUCCGGGCUAUAGCAGAAUUGAGCCUUCAACCUACGCUUAUCAGCUACAAUGCAGCAAUCAGUGCCUGCGAGAAGGGAGGUCAAUGGCAGCAAGCACUGAGUGUUUUUGGUGAAAUGCUUCGAGAAAAGGUGCAGCCUGACACUAUCAGCUACAAUGCAUCUAUCAGUGCCUCUGAAAAGGGAGGUCAAUGGCAGCAAGGGCUGGGGCUGUUUUUGGCAAUGCUGAGGGAGACGUUGGAUCCAGAGCUAAUAACAUACAACGCUGUAAUCAGUGCCUGCGAAUCUUGCGGUCAAUGGCAGCAAGCCCUGAGCGUGUUUGGCGCAAUGCUUUGGGAAGCAGUAAAACCUGAUAGCAUCAGCUACAACGCUUCCAUCAGUGCGUGUGAGAAGGGAGGUCAAUGGCAACGGGCUUUGAUCCUUUUCUCCGGAGUGCUGGAAUGCCCCACAGCCACGACAGUGUCGCCUGUCAGCUGCCAUGCGGCCGUGCGUGCGUGCGAGAAGGGCGGUCAGUGGCAGCAAGUCUUUCGUCUCCUUGAGACAUCUAAGAGACAGCAGUUGACGCAGUUGACUGUGGCGACGCUGGAUGCUGCCGUGAAUGCCUCGCAGAAGGCGCAGCUGUGCCAAGAGGCAGCGAAGCUGCUGCGAAGCUGCAGCACGGAAGCAGCUGCCAUGCUGGCGAAGGUGAUGCAUCGAUAGCAUCCGCAGGGGGAUCGCUGGCUUUUCUUAGGUGGUGAACACAAGUUGGUGUUUUUGCGAGGUCUAUGAUAGCCAAGUUGGUGG